AUGGGGAUACCAGAAGGCAUGGAUUUAGAUCCAAAGAAAUAUGUUUUGAAACUGCGCUGGUCUCUAUAUGGACUUAAACAAGCUCCGCGCAUCUGGUGGGAUAGGAUGACCUUAUUCCUAUUGAAAGCAGGCUUCUAUCAGUGCGAUGCUGAGCUAGCUAUAUUCAUUCGCAGCCUGGAUAACAAAUUCCUCAUACUCCUCCUAUUUAUCGAUGACAUCCUGCUAACUGGUGACCAGGAUGUAAUUGAGGAAUUCAUCAAAGAAUGCUGCAAUGAAUUUAAAACUCAAGAUAUAGGAACACCUAGGCGCUUCUUAGGCAUCCAUAUUGAACAUUGGAAUGGCAAAGUGAUAUUGCAUCAGAAGGCAUAUAUACAGCGAAUUCUCGAGCGCUUCAACGCACCCAUGAAUCCUGUUGCAACUCUACUUGAUCCCAAGCACCCACUUAUUAAGAAACUAGGUAUAAAGUAUGCCGCAGCGCUCAAGCGUGUACUUAGACUGGCAACUACAUCAUAUGAGGUUAUCUGGCUUUGGAAACUCAUUCUUGCUAUCCUGUCUCAGUAUGUAGAACAUACAAUGCCUUCUAACAUAAUUUAUUGUGAUAACCAAGGCGCCAUUGCAACUGCAAAUCAACCUAGUCACUCGCCCUCUACUAGGUCAAAACAUAUCGAUAUCUGUUUCCACGUUAUACGUGAGGCUAUUGCAAAUGGCCUUAUUCGUCUGGAGUAUAUUUGUACAACAGAAAUGACGGCCGAUAUAUUGACGAAAGCACUACCGAAGGAAUUGCAUAAACGUCAUGUAAAAGGGAUGGGAAUGAAAUCGAUAUGA
Talaromyces stipitatus ATCC 10500 is the source of this 825-nucleotide messenger RNA. RefSeq lists its product as uncharacterized. The transcript is spliced from 3 exons. NCBI's taxonomy places the organism in Eukaryota, Fungi, Ascomycota, Eurotiomycetes, Eurotiales, Trichocomaceae. The record is from RefSeq and is a predicted model, not a curated record. Bases 1 to 825 code for a protein of 274 amino acids.